UGAAAUCAAAACCUUAACAGACGAAAAAGACAAAUUAAACAAAGAAAUCGACACCUUGAAAAGAACAAACGAAUCAUUAGACUCUCAACUUAAUACUACUUUGAAAUUAUUAGAAAUAAACUUUGAUGUUAAAAUUUCAAUCGAACAAAAAAUGAACGUGACUGUUGAAGGAGUAACAGCAUUUACAAAAAUAGCAAAACCGGA
This is a messenger RNA of Racocetra fulgida, 204 nucleotides long. The record is from the annotation of a GenBank genome assembly. NCBI's taxonomy places the organism in Eukaryota, Fungi, Glomeromycota, Glomeromycetes, Diversisporales, Gigasporaceae.